This is a messenger RNA of Medioppia subpectinata, 2606 nucleotides long. Lineage: Eukaryota; Metazoa; Arthropoda; Arachnida; Sarcoptiformes; Oppiidae. The record is from the annotation of a GenBank genome assembly.
ACGGCCGAGUGUACGGCACAUACACGGGCUUUAGGCGCAGUAUUGUCAUCAAUGAGCCCGACCUGCUCCGGGACAUUAUGGUAAAAGACUUUAACGUGUUUCCCGACCACAAGCAUUUCCACAUGGGCAGUUCAAAACUGGACAAAAGCUUAUUUUUUAUGCCCGGCGACGAUGACUGGAAACGUGUGCGCUCUAUACUGUCCCCAGUGUUUACAUCGGGUAAACUCAGAGCAAUGAUGGCACACAUCGGCGGCAUUUCCGAUGGAUUGGUCCACAGUUUGAGUGAAUUUGAGAAAAAUGGAAAACCUGUUGAUAUGCGUAAAUAUAUCGGCGCGUUUGCGAUGGAUGUGAUCAGUGCCUGCGCUUAUGGCAUAAACCCUCAGUCUACUAGUAAUCCGGAUCAUCCCAUCGUAACCAACGCUAAGAGUAUACUAGGAUUAGACGCCGGACUCAAUCAAAUACUAUCUGUUUUGACGCCCGCUUUGGCCCGAUUCCUAAACCUCGAGCCCUUUCCGGUCAAAGCUGUUGACUAUUUCGAUGAUUUGACAAAUCAAAUACUGAAAGAAAGAAAAGUGAACAACAAAUACAUUAUAAUUAAUAAUAAUAAACACAAAAAGCGCACAGAUUUCAUACAAUUAAUGAUAGACUCAGAAAAGUCGGACAAAGAGUCGGGUUAUUAUUCCGGUAGUGAACCGGAAGUGGACGACGAGUCCAUCGGUGGACAGUUGCCUAAGAAAGUUGUGGGAACCCUAACACCGGAUGAGUUGACGGCUCAGGGAAUACUGUUUUUUAUCGCCGGUUAUGACACCACCAGCGCUGCCCUAACGCACGCAAUACACUACUUGUCCAAACACCCGGACUGUCAGCAGAUACUAUACGAAGAGUUGCGAAGUUGUGAUGAGUUUACGUACGAAAAGUUAUCGCAAUUGAAAUACUUGAACGCAGUUAUCAAUGAAACACUACGUCUCGCGCCUUCACUAACACGUAUACAACGGGAAUGCGUUCAGGACUACAAACUCGGAAAUACCGGCAUUACAGUACCCGCGGGCGCAUCGGUCGAGAUCUAUCCAUACGCUAUACAAAGGGAUCCAGACUUUUGGCCCAACCCUAACGACUUUAUACCCGACCGGUUCCUAAACCCUGUACACCAUCCGUACGCUUAUUUGCCGUUUGGUGGCGGACCCAGAAUUUGUAUUGGCCAAAGCUAUUUGCGACGUAAAUUCACCUACUGGACCCGGAAUGGUGUACCAGGGUCAAACUACCCGGAAUACGAGGCUUAUAUUGGCGUUCACCAUGAUUGGACGGUGGAGUUGGUCAAAAAGUGGGGCCGAGUGUACGGCACAUACACGGGCUUUAGGCGCAGUAUUGUUAUUAAUGAGCCCGAUUUGCUUCGGGACAUUAUGGUGAAAGACUUCAAUGUGUUUCCCAAUCACAAAAAUUUCCACAUGGGCAGUUCAAAACUUAGCCAGAGCCUAUUUUUCAUGCCCGGCGACGAUGACUGGAAACGUGUGCGCUCUAUAUUGUCCCCCGUGUUUACGUCGGGUAAACUGCGGGCAAUGUUGAGCCAUAUCGGCGGCAUUUCUGACGGAUUGGUUGAGAAUUUGUCACAAUUUGAGAAGGGAAAGCCAGUAGAUAUGCGCAAAUAUAUCGGCGCGUUUGCGAUGGAUGUGAUCAGUGCCUGCGCUUAUGGCAUAAACCCCCAGUCUAUCAGUAAUCCGGAUCAUCCCAUCGUAACCAACGCUAAGAGUAUACUAGGAGUGGACGCCGGAGUGAGUGUCAUAUUGUCUGUAAUGACCCCACGUUUGGGCCGAUUCCUAAACCUCGAGCCCUUUCCCGUCAAUGCUGUCGACUAUUUCGAUAGUUUGACAAAACAAAUACUCAGCGAACGGAAAGUGAACAACAAAUACAUGACAAUCAAUAAUAAUAAGUACUCGGAAAAGUCGGACAAAGAGACGGGUUAUUAUUCCGGUAGCGAACCGGAAGUGGACGACGAGUCCAUCGGUGGACAGUUGCCUAAAAAAGGUUUGGGAACCCUAACACCGGAUCAGAUGGUAGCGCAAGGUUUGCUGUUUUUCAUCGCCGGUUACGACACCACCAGCGCUGCCCUAACCCACGCAAUACACUACUUGUCUAAACACCCGGACUGUCAGCAAAUACUGUACGAAGAGUUGCGAAGUUGUGAUGAGUUUACGUACGAAAAGUUAUCGCAACUGAAAUACUUAAACGCAGUUAUCAAUGAAACACUACGUCUCGCGCCUUCACUAACACGUAUACAACGGGAAUGCGUUCAGGACUACAAACUCGGAAAUACCGGUAUUACUGUACCCGCGGGCGCGUCGGUCGAGAUCUUUCCAUACGCUAUACACCGGGACCCAGACUUUUGGCCCAACCCUAACGACUUCAUACCCGACCGUUUCCUGGAGCCCACACACCAUCCCUACGCUUACAUACCCUUUGGUGGCGGACCCCGAGUAUGCAUUGGGCAGAGGUUUGCCCUCCAGGAAAUGAGAAUGUGCAUGGCUAAAUUAAUUCACCACUUUGAGUUUAUUGCCUCCAAUAAGGCUAAAAUUGAAUAUUUUACUGGAAAUAUUUUAAUGUCACCAAAA